AUGAGCAAACAAUUUACCACCAUUAACGCCAAACCUCCACUCCAACACCAAAUGCACACUACUGAUCACCAUGUUGCUGAGCUGCACGUGGAUUCCAAUGACUCAAUCCAUCCAGCCAAUUUAAUUUGUUCACUCUCCAGACAAUUCUAUAACAACAACUGGUGUACGGGAACAGGAGGAGGUCUUUCCAUAAAGGAUCCUCAAUCACGUCUAACAUAUUUCACACCUUCAGGUGUUCAGAAGGAAUUAAUGACUCCUUCUGACCUAUAUGUAAGAAAUGAGGAUGGAGAAUAUGUUAACAAACCUCUUGUAUCCAAAAAUUAUAAACCUAGUGCAUGUACUCCAUUAUUUUCCAUCUGUUAUGAGGCAAAGAACGCCGGUGCUGUUAUUCAUACGCAUUCUCAAAAUGCAGUCAUUUGUUCUAUGAUUUUUGGUGAUGAGUUUCAAAUUUCUAAUAUUGAGCAGAUUAAAGCUAUCCCCAAUGGUGAAGUGGAUCCCAAUACGGGGAAAUUAAAGUAUUUACAAAAUUUUGAUACUUUAGUGAUACCAAUUAUUGAUAAUAUGCCUCACGAAGAUGAAUUACAGGAUAGUUUCCAUGAAAUUUUGAGGUCAUACCCAAAUACUGUCGCUAUUAUUGUCAGAAGACAUGGUAUAUUUGUCUGGGGUGAUUCCAUAGCAAAGGCCAAGAUUCAUAACGAGGCAAUUGAUUACUUGAUGGAAUUGGCCAUUAAGAUGCAUAAAUUGGGUAUUCCAUCUACCUGCCCCAUUGGAGACGAGAAGAAAUAUUUAAAGAAUUAG
Messenger RNA from Naumovozyma castellii, 798 nucleotides. It is a transcript of the gene MDE1, whose product is annotated as methylthioribulose 1-phosphate dehydratase MDE1. Lineage: Eukaryota; Fungi; Ascomycota; Saccharomycetes; Saccharomycetales; Saccharomycetaceae. The record is from RefSeq and is a predicted model, not a curated record. Bases 1 to 798 code for a protein of 265 amino acids. The transcript has a single exon.